AUGGCGGCUGCCGCUCUGAAGAGAUUUUGGUCCCGAAGCCGUAGAGAGGCGGGUGACGCUGCAGCCGCAAAGCCCGGCGUGUGGGCGCGGUUGGGCGCUUGGGCCCGCUCGCUGCUCCAAGAUUACGCCGAGGCGUGCAAGGACGCAGCGGCGGCGGCGCGGGACCGGCCCGGGAGGGCGGCCGUGUACUUGGGGCUGCUGGGUGGCGCGGCGGCCUGUUGCUCCCUGGCACCGAGCGAGGCAGCCUUCGAGGAGGCGCUGCUCGACGCGUCGGGGACCCUCCUGCUGCUGGCGCCCGCCACUCGCAACCGCGACUCGGAGGCGUUCGUGCAGCGGCUCCUCUGGCUGCGGGGUCGCGGCUGCCUGCGCCACGUGAGCCUGGGCCUCUGCUCGCUGGUGUACGAGGCACCCUUCGACGCCCAGACCAGCCUCUACCAGGCUCGCUGUCGCUACCUGCAGCCCCGCUGGACCGACUUCCCGGACCGGAUUCUGGAUGUGGGCUUCGUGGGCCGCUGGUGGGUGCUGGGGGCCCGGAUGCGCGACUGCGACAUCAACGAUGACGAGUUCUUGCACCUGCCGGCUCACCUGCGCAUCGUCGGGCCCCACCAGCUGCACUCGGAGGCCAAUGAGCGGCUCUUCGAAGAGAAGUACAAGCCCGUGGUGCUCACCGACGACCAGGUGGACCAGGCGCUGUGGGAGGACCAGGUCUUGCAGAAGGAGAAGAAGGACCAGCUCGCCCUGAGCCAGGCUGACUCUCUGCUGCCGUCGGAGGUCGCGAGAUGA
Molecule: messenger RNA, 783 nt
Organism: Rangifer tarandus platyrhynchus (Svalbard reindeer)
Lineage: Eukaryota; Metazoa; Chordata; Mammalia; Artiodactyla; Cervidae
Source: the annotation of a GenBank genome assembly